Messenger RNA from Pomacea canaliculata, 1981 nucleotides. RefSeq lists its product as uncharacterized. The record is from RefSeq and is a predicted model, not a curated record. Lineage: Eukaryota; Metazoa; Mollusca; Gastropoda; Architaenioglossa; Ampullariidae. The coding region runs from base 236 to 973 and encodes 245 amino acids. The transcript is spliced from 8 exons.
GAGAAGGUGAGACAAAGCGGAUCUGCCUGUGACGCGGAAGAAGUCGACCUACAGCCUCAUUCCCAUGGUGCAUCCGGGAGGCGGUGCAUCCUGGAAGACAGGUAUAUAGUUUCAGGGAGACUUUCAGGCUGCUGUCAACUUCCAGUCAGCUGGCAACCAGUGAGCAGCUUCCUUCUUCGCUCCUACGUCUAUACGGGUAAACAUAUAGAUACUACCUUUACAACAUUCAGACAACAUGUUCCAAAAAGUCUCCUUUCUUUGUCUCAUCGCUGUUGUCGGCGUUACAGUCGUCUCGGCACAGACGUCUGGUCCGGUACCUGUUGAUGUUAAAAUGCAGUCUAAGGCACUGGUCACUAUGAUCCGAAGUUUAGUGACGGGGGCAAAAGAAGGAACAACACUUGAUCUUCUGCAUCAGAAUAUCCAAGACCUGCAGAACUUCGCCUUAGACUUGCUCACGCAGCUACCAGGACAAGUUUCAGAGUGCAACACUCAAGCUAUCAUUAAGAUGGCAGCAGCGGGUACCGGAAGUCACGAGGUGUUGCAGGUCUUGCUGGCAAGCGACUCUCUCGGUAUACUCAGCGCCCGUCUCGACCUGUGUCUAGCUAUGAUGAGUCAAAUCGCCCAGCAGUUCGAGGGUGAACUGACUCUGUCGUCUGAUGUUAGCCCCUACGUGGCAGCCACCCUUUUCGCUACCAACACCACAAUGAGCGUCAUCACAACGGCCGACAAAGCUGUGAAAGAGAUGGCUCUACUAUCCCGUACUUCCCAGCUCGGAGCCAACCGCGUAAAACGACAGUUCAACGCCAAUCUGGGCGGCGGGUGGAGUGUGGGUCUGAGUGGAGUCAACUGGCAAAGCAGGAGUGGCAACGCGCAGUUCAACCUGAAACCAACUUUCAGCGGAUUUAACCCGACGGCUUCCGCGCUGGAUUCACCUUUCGUUUCUAGACUGCCGGCACCACGAUUCACUCAAUGAAUCGGUCAUGUCCUGAACAGACAAGUGGAAAUGUAUGGAAAGAGAUUUUUUUUUAUUUUUUUACUUUAGGUGUGAAAAUGUCUCGUGUCAUUGUUUCAAAUGAAAGCUGAUCGAGAGUGUUGUAGGUGCCAUCGUCAUCUCCUUGGUUCCAUUUUUCCCUUGGAGACAACCCUACAAUCUCAUCCUUUAUCGGUCUAUUCAUAAUUUUUGAAGUAUUCUGAAUGUCAGGUCUCUGCAUUGUUAUAUGUUGUUAAUCCAACUCUUCUUUUUGGUGCCUCUUCUUAAUUCUGCCUAUAAUUCUCUGCUGUCUUCUUCACAGAUUUACAUUUUGCAAGCUCUUUUUACCUUGAUAUGCUUGUACCGAAUUAGUAUCUUUUAGCUGUGUCCUGGAUGUCGUUGAAGAGUCCAAUAAUUUUCCUUAUUCUGUUUCAUAAUUCUUUCUCUGUGUGUCUUUGUAAGAGAUAUAAAGUAUUAUUAAGUCUUCAAUUUCCAUGUCCUUAUUGUGUUUAAAGAAUUACCAACUGUUAUAAUCCCAGUGGGCAAUUUACACAUGGGAAAUGUGCUCAGUUACUAUAUAUAAAAAGCUCUAAUUACAAAUUAAUUUCCAGUUACAAGGUUAAAAAAAAUGUGAACAAAUGACACAAUCUAAAGAAAAAAUCUUACUCCUCGACCAUUUUUAUGCAUACCUACAACAUCACACAGACACACACACCGACAAUUUGUGAUUGAGCAGCUUGACUACAGAUGGCUCUAACGAUUUCAUGUUCCUAUUGCUUCUACAAACAGACAUAGCAAAGCGUUUACUUGACUCAAUAACACAACUUCUCCCUUAGUACAUGUUCAGGUAUUGACAAAAUGCCGGAAACUUUUGUAUUUGAUCAGAAAAGAUAAAUCUCUCUGCUUCAUACCAAUUAUCUGAUUUUGCAAAUCCAAGUUUAACAUGAUAUUGCUGUAUAUACAAGAAAAUACGUGGAGACUUACAGUUGUAAUACAUUUGUCAAAAAUAUU